GGACCAUCCAAGCUGUUACUAGCCAAUUCAAAUGAAAAUAAACCAAGAUAAGUGUUGUAAAUUAGUCUGUUGUGCAUUGUUAGUUCAUGUUAUCUAAUGUAGGUAUAUCUAUAUAAUAAUAGUACAGUAGACACAUUUUGGUCUGAUUUUAUAUUAGUGUUUAAUUUGUUGUGUAAUUAGGUAGUUCAUUAUACACAGUAAUUGCCUGAAUGUGAAAUUAUUAUUUUUUAUCUGCUUGUAUGUAAUUGCUAAAACAGGGUAAUUAAUUUUAGUUACAUGUAGUCUAACAUGGACACCAUGUCUACUGAAGUUAACGUACAAUCAUAAAAUCGCAAGUAACGGCCCUCUGACAGAGGAGAAAGUUACAUUUGUAGGUGUGACACACACGAAACUCCCACGUGGCCCUUGUGAUUGAGGUCUGAAUGAGUCAAGCAUGUUCACUUGAAUAGUUUUCUCUCUAUUACACAUUAAAAGUGAGUCAAAGCGCCCUACCUCUCUUAAACACAGGGGAGAAGUCCAUCAGCCCCCAUUCUGUUCACAGAAGCGCUGUGGGGCAGAAUAGCGCACAGGCGUCGCGCGCUAAGUAUGCUAUCUCCCCAUCGGACCGGAGGAGACAGACAGACACGCCAAAACCACCGAUUCCGACCUCCGUCUUGUCAUUAUAUGUUCAGGCGGAAUCAUGCCUGCAUACCGCUGUCAGUGAAAGCGAAGACAAUAACGAGACACGACUGAUCUGUAUUUAAUAUUCCCAUGUUCCACAUGAGGAAGGUUAAGAUUGGAGAAAGCAUUUGUGUACUAGUAUUGCUUUUUUCUGGGCUCGUGACGUGCUCGGGUGUUUUCGGAAGCCCUUUAACUGAUGAUGUUGCCACUCUGGAAACACUGAGUGAGAACAUUCCCAAUGACUACAGAAUACCUCUGGAUUUUAUCUCCAAGGACAUGGGUGGAACCUGCUGGCUACAUUUGAACCUGUUUCCAGUUGAAAGCGGUUUAAAGGCACUAUCACUCAGAUUUGGCAACCUGUCCAUGAACAAAGCAAACAUUACUAUAUUUAUAACUAUGCUGCAGGGCUUUCGUUUCACCCUUGACCGAGAGGAGCUGGAGUUCACAAUGCAAACAUUCAAUUGUCACUACAGACGGGUAAAGUGGCCCACAAGACGAUUCUUUGCCCAUGUUAAAGAUGUUCUUACAGCGACUGGGUCCACCCUUGGCGAGUUUCAUCACUGUGCCCCGCCUCCUUGCAAGAACCGUGAAGCCCCAACUUUCACACCAGGUCAAAUUAGACAACAGAAUGGAAUGAACAGAGUGUUUCAUGGGCUCUUGGCACUGUUCAUCAUACCAUAUAUGGCAGUCCUAGUUCUUACUGUCAGAAUGGUAUUCAGAAGAGGAGGGUGUUGCCCACAAAGGAGGCAUGAAACAUCAAUCAGUUUAGAUGAGCUCCACGACAGAGCUGCAGAAAGUGGCCCCGAGCUACAUAGCGGAGAUAUGCAUCUUCACAGAGAGCCUCUCAGUGGAGCUGCAGGAGGGGACCCGCUGUCCAGCCCUCAUAGUCAACAGGACAGUGUGUGGGUGGAUUCUUCAGGGUCUGCAGAUACAGAAGUCUAAUCUAAAAUGCACGAGGGGAUCAAAGGAAACUGCAGUAUUUUUUACUGGAAAUCUCUGGAUUUAUGAAGUGAACAAUUAAGGGAAUGGAAUAUUGGAAUAUUGUCACUGUGCCAGGGGGCAAACGAGAGCAUUACAAUGGAAUUAUUUAUUGUGAGACAGACGUUUGUAGGCUUACUCAUCAAGCCUUACCUGCUAACCACAAAAAUACUGAGCUGAAGAGGCAAAUCGCAACUUCUGUUGAGCUCAACUAAUCAGUGAGAGACUGUUACUCUGGUAUGCCAUCCUACUGUAUAAAACAGCCAUGGGAAAACCUUUAUGACUUCAUCCGGCAGGAAGUGUGGCUCUUUGAUGAGCUUGUUGAGUGGCAGAGAGGCAUUUGCUGCAAUGCCCGCAGCAGCUCGCUGGCUUUGAGGAAGCCACUGGUCCUAAAGGCCUCUGGAAGAUAAAUGGUUUUUUGUGCCAACAACACAUUGCAUGAGGAAGACGGUUUAUGUUGCACCACAAAUCCUCUUUGGAACAGAGCACUUGCUUGUCUAGAAUACGUUUGAUUUAGAGCGUAGACAACAGUCUCGAGAUUUCUGGUGUUUUUUAACUAAUUUGUCUUUUUUGACUUGAUGCUGAUGGAAAGGACCUGGACACAUCAGAUCCAUGUCUGUAAACAUUGCUCCUACAUUGAUCCAUUUCUUCUGUAGAGAGUGGAUGUAGCAUUGGGUCUAAUUUAUUUAUAUUUGCAUAUGAGUGUUCUUUCCUAUUUGUGCAAAAAAGCUUCUGCCGGAUUCACAACAGGUGCAUUUCCACUUAAAUUUGUCCUUAGUCUCACUCUAAUGCUGAUGAAUCUGUAAUAAGGGAAUUAUUAUUCGAAAUCAGGGAGAGCAUGUCUGCGGUUAAUGGAAUAGUUCACCCAAAAAUGAAAAAUUAUCUCAUGAUUUACUCACCCUCAUGCCAUCCCAGAUGUGUAUGAAUUUUUUUC
Molecule: messenger RNA, 2572 nt
Organism: Xyrauchen texanus (razorback sucker)
Lineage: Eukaryota; Metazoa; Chordata; Actinopteri; Cypriniformes; Catostomidae
Exons: 8
Coding region: 751-1602 (283 amino acids)
Biological process (GO): positive regulation of cell population proliferation; cell adhesion
Cellular component (GO): plasma membrane
Molecular function (GO): cytokine activity; stem cell factor receptor binding
Source: RefSeq, a predicted model, not a curated record